Porites lobata is the source of this 7849-nucleotide messenger RNA. The record is from the annotation of a GenBank genome assembly. NCBI's taxonomy places the organism in Eukaryota, Metazoa, Cnidaria, Anthozoa, Scleractinia, Poritidae.
AGUUAAACAUGGCAAGCCACUCACUCGUGGUAUGUCAGCUAGUGUUGGUGUUGUUGAGCCUGGGAACGGCGUCCUCUAACAUCAAUGACGACGCAUACUCUAAUACAGGCUCAAUCGAAGGCAUGGAGUCAGACGUAAUGCUAGAUGAGAUCGCUGCUCUUGAUGAAAUAAGUGAUGAUAACCUAUCUGGAGAGGUAGAUGAUGAGAUAACCAAUUUUGAUGAAAACGAAGUUCAGGGGCUGGCCGAUAUCGCACAGUCUGUAAAACGCAAAAUAUUAAGACAGGCUAAGCGUCUCGUCGUCUCUUGCAAGAAACCAAAGGUUCAACUAAGGAAUCGAAAGCAGGAACGACAAACAGCCUUAAGAAAGUAUUACCAGGCAUUUGUGCACGGGGGAAAGAGCUUUAUCAGUGACGCAAACUGGCUGAAAAAUAGAAAGAGUGAAAAAUGCAGCGCUUGUCUCUUAAAUAAACUCUGCAAACGGACACGGAUUCAAGGAUUAUUGAACAUCGACGCCAAACUCCCUGCGUAAGUGAUUUUAAUCCAGGUAUAUGACUGGGUUUUCUAUGCGAAGAAAAAACUAGAAGCAAUCGUAUUAGAAGCUAUCGUAGAUAUUUAGUGAACAAUCACGGAUGUCAAAACCGUGGUUUGUGAGUGCAGAACUUUUGAUGGACUAGUCAUGAUGUUGGAGACCGGUAAACAGUGUACUCAUAAGUCUGGUCAGUCACCGUUACCCUCCUCCUCUUUCGAAGGAGAACCAAACAGAUCAUUGAAUUUUAGAAGCCAGGGAACUGUGUUAAGCAUAAACCUAACACAAUAUACAAAAAUUUUUGAAAUGCAGGCUAUCCGAUUCGUGUUAUUCUACUAUGCCACUUUUGCCAAAUAUAUUCAUUCUUCUUAAAAGAAUAACUAUUAAAAAAUUAUCUUAACCGUGAUCUAUCUUUUCUAUUUAUCAGGAAGGAAAGAAAUCGUAUUUGCAGAAGGAAACUCGUCCGCGAAGCGAUGGAUGUUUUCGCCGUGAACGAGAUCAAGAUACCAUGUAAUCCAAAUGCGCCAUUUCGAACAAUCAAUGGAACGUGCAACAAUUUACGUAAUCCUUCCUUCGGGGCAGCCAGCACACCAUUUAACAGACUUUUACCAGCUGAUUAUGGAGAUGGCAUCUCAACUCUUCGCCAAGCUGUAAAUGGGCAAGAACUUCCAAACGCCCGGGACGUGAGUCGAUUUGCCCAUGGAAGCAACGCAGACCGAACAAAUCCGAAUUCUACCAUACUGACUCAUCUGGCCAUGAACUUUGCACAGUUUACGGAUCACGAUUUUACUUUGGCAGAGGCACAGGGCGUUAACUGCGAGCCACCCACCAAAAAUCAGGAGUGCAUUAAUAUUGAGAUUCCCAAAGACGAUGCGAUAUUUCGGGACCGGGAAGUGGAUUUCAUCGAAUUGGAGAGGGAGGCUCCAAGCGAGUCAGACAGUUUUUGCAAACUGGUACCCCGAGAGCAUACAAACACUCUAACAGCCUACAUUGACGCUUCAAACGUUUAUGGAUCGACGCAGGAGGUUGCUGAUUCGCUUCGCGCUCCAAAUGGCUUACUUAAAGUUAUGGAGCAUCCAGAUGGCGCAAAGUUUAUGGAUUUACUACCUGCCCGUACAGAAACCCCGGAGACUUUUUGUCCAUCACUAGAUCCAAACAGACCGUGUUUUGUAGCAGGAGACAGUAGGAGUAAUGAGAACCAAGGUGAGAACUAUUGCUUUGAUGUUUAAUCAACCUAGUAGAAAAUGGACUAUUUAUAUCCUUCUUGCGAAAUAAAAAACGUGCAGUGACAAUUGUUUCGUAACUUUCAGGUCUCAGUUCAGUUCAUACCGUAUUUGUGCGCCACCACAACCGCAUCGCCACGUUUUUCCGUAAAAGGACAAAAUGGGGACCUGAAAGGAUUUAUCAGGAAACCAGGAGAAUCAUCGGAGCACAAUUGCAAGUGAUUACAUACAACGAAUUCCUGCCAUUAUUUUUGAGUAAGAAAACGGUAGGUUUCUACAUGCAAAAGUUCAGUUUACUUGUCGUUUACAAUAAAUUAUGCCUGUGCGAAUUUGGUUGUCAAAAACAGAUCCUAAAAGAAUUAACAAGUACAAAAUUACGCGUUUCCCACUCAUAUUGAACUGUGAAGCUUUUCAAAAUAGCACAAUUAAUAAAAAAGCAUUUUACGUACCCUCAGUAAUUAGGAGAAGGCCUUAUAAUGCUAACCUUAAGAGUUGUUGUUAUUCGAAUACUUAUAUCUAAGGUGUACAAUAAUUUCUGGUAUUUUAAGAAAAACACGCACUAGAAAAGACUUAUCUGGCCUGUUCUAAACUUGACUUUUUCCCCUCAGAUCACAAAAUUUGGUCUCAAGCUACUAAGGGGAACACAGUUUUUCAAUGAUUACGACGAAACUGUGAAUGCUCAAAUGACCGCUGGCUUUUCUGUAGCUGCCUUCCGAUUUGGCCACACCCUGAUUCAGGAGUGGUUUAGACGAUUCAAUCAAAGAAGUUUCCAACACAAAGACAAAUCCGAAUUCCGGCCUAUUCCCGUGCUGGACUUUGAAAAUCCACAGUACUUGUACGAGAUAUGUCAGGGAGGUGUAGAUGCCAUUUUGAGGGGAUUAAUCAAGGAUGCCGCGGGAAAGGCUGACGGGUUAGUAAAUAUGCAUUUUUCUUUCUUUUCUAAAUGUCUCCAAUUAGAUAAACAAGAUUCUUUUUUUUUUCGAGACCAAUCUUUAAGUAUUGACGUCAAUAGUUAGCAAUUGCUCCGCGUAAUAUAGAAAUAAACUGUUCUAAUAGUUACUGGGGUAGCGUUGAAGGGUUGACCUAAUUCAGUAAUACCUAACAACGUUUUUGGUGCAAAUGGACGGUAUCAUAAAUUAAUCAUCAGAUAAGUGCCUAUUUUUUGGUCACUGUUAAAAUUUAACUCAUUUUCUGGGAAAAUAAUACCCUUCUUUACUCCCAGGCUGGAAUAGUUUCCCGGAAAAAAAAUCCAGUAAGUAACUGGUCUUUAACCUGAUAACAUCAAGUGAACACUUUGCCUAAUGAUUCAGAAGUGAAAAAAAGGAAAAAAAUAAUCAUUCAGGGUUUGUGAUAUUUUAAGAAUGAGAGAUUAAGCAUCGCCUUUACGACAAACACCAAACGUGAGAUUCAAGUAGAGAAAUUUUUAAAAUGAGAAAUGAGCAGAUAAAAACAACUUAAACCAAUCCUUAUGAAUAGAAUCGAUGCGAAUGUACCAAUUUACGUGUAGCUGAAAUGAUAAACAGUAAACGACAAGUAAAAGGGAAGCUUGGUCACGUGGUACAAAUUUACGUUUGCCGUCUCUCUAAUAUGCUUCAUGUUGCUGAGCGACACUUCAAAGAGAAUCCUCGAUUGUAGCAUCCUCAAUUUGGACUAACAUUUUGAAUUCUUAAAUUCCUUAUAUCUUUUCAUUUUAAUUUUAUUGCGUAGUUACUGCAUUUAUCAUUGAAAAUCUUUGCUUCCGAUGUUUUGAUUACCCUAAAUACAAUUACAGGUAUGUCAGGUACCUAUGAAUUGCCUAAGCUCAUGGGCAGAAUCGGGGAAGAACUGUUCUGCUGCAAGCAAUGCAUUUCUCAUGCCCAAUUUGGCCCCACUUUUGGUGGCUAACUGUAACUGUAACCAACUGUUUCGAGAUUUCACUGUUAUUUUCCCUUGGCCCGACAAGAACUAGGAGUAACCAUGACUUUAAAAUCAGGCCUAGAGCAGCAAGGACAAACUAUUUUAAAUUUUCAUUUUUUAAUCGGUGCGUUAAUGAUUGAAACUCUUUAACAAAUUCCGUAAUGUCUGCUUCCAGCUUGAACUCUUUUUAAAAUUUUAUUACUUAAUUAUCUUUGUGAAUAGCCAUAUUUUAUUAUUUCUUACCGAUUUUGGAUUUUCGGUUUUUUUAAAAUUUUUAUUAUUUAAUAUCCAAGUAGUUUAAUUAGUCUUUUUUAUAUAAUGUAUAGUUACACAUUAGAUUUUCUACUUUUUAUUGUUUUAUCUUUUUAUUUUUGGAGAACAGUUUUUGUGUGGGGAUUCAGUUUCCCCCUAUUGCUUUCCUUUAUCAAUUGUAUAUUUAUAAACUAUCUAAGAUAGUACGCGUGCUUUGAUUGGCCGAGAGGAGUGUUUGCAUGAGAGUAUGUAAACAUGGUUGUGGCUUCAAGAUGUUUUGCUUUUCGCGCGCUAGUCACGCAAGCACGAAUUUGAAAAAGUUUUCGAGUUCAAAACUCCACAAGUUUACUUUAUUUACCCAUUCCUUCGUCGGCUGAAACUUGGAAAAUCGUUGCAAAGAAGGUGUAUCGAUUUUUUUUCGCUUAAGCUGACAUUUUAAGCGAGAAAAGUCCGUAUUUUGGAAAGCAUCUUUUUGCAAAACAAGAACUGAUUACGCGAGCAAGACUUAGUGGACAAGACUUUGUUACUGGUAAGAAUUUCUCUUUUAAUCAGUGCCAUACAAAGAGUUUUGCAUUUUUCUCGAGAAAGUUGUUUAUAAAAGCAAUAGGUGAUAUAAACACUCGAGGCGUUGGGAGAAUUUUCGACAGUUAUGCAAACUCUCGACUUCGUCUCGGGUUUGCAUAACUGUCUCGAAUUCUCCCAACCCCUCUCGUGUUUAUAUCAGGCUGUGCAUUGGUAAAAAGUAUAAUUAAGCAUUAACCAUUAAAAAAAAUUAGCGCUCGAAACUUAAACGGUUGUAUCUCUGAAGUCAGUACAUGUCUUUUAUCAUGGCCAGAAAAUAGGAUAAGUCAAUUAGGUUCAACAUCUCCAACUUAAACCAUUAAACCUUCAAAAGUCAGGGUCAGUAGUUCCUUGAAACGAAGAUGAGGUAAAAACAAAAGAAAAUUGUCAAUUGUCGUUUUUAAAAGUUACCAAUUUUGUUCUUUAAUAUAGGAGAUUUUCAAGCUCUGUACAAGAAAAUCUUAGGCGAGGUGAGGGUGAUUUGUCUGACUUAAUCAGUAUCAACAUCCAAAGAGGACGUGAACGCGGCGUUUCUGGAUACACUAAGUAUCGCAACCUUCCGUUAUGCGGACUGCCAAAGGUGAAAUCGUUCAAUGACCUGGUACGAAAGGCAGGCUUUGACCGAAAGGAUGUGGCUAAUUUGAGGAAAAUUUACAAAAACGUUCAUGAUAUUGACUUUUUCGUAGCAGGUAAGUCAAAAAAUUUUAAAUUCAAAACUUUCAAACAGCUAAGAUUCUUUAAUUAUAAGGAUGUAAAACGGGGCCAAAGUUGUCCUUUAAUAAAAUUAAUUAAAAGUCGAGUACUAUUAUCUCUUCAAGAAAAAGUCCGCUUGACAUGUUGUGGAAUAAGCAAUCUUCUGAAAAAAAAAAUCCAAUCGCUUACACAAGAUAUCACAUUCAUUUUCAUUCAUUUUCAUUUCAGCCAACUCGCAAAAAUUGCGCACCAUCGGCGGUUUUAGUGCGAUUUUCCAUUUUCCUGGUCGUGCAUCAAGAGCCCUGAUUGUGCUUAAAUUUCGCGUAACCAUGCAAAUAAGUCUUGGAUGGAUAUCGAGAUAUUCUGCCCGAUAAAUUCGCUAACCUACAAGCUAAGCCUUAUAAUCACAGUUACAUUAACUCACGGGAUUGGGGUUGUGGAGAUUUUUUCAGUUCGCUGUAAAAGUUUCGCCAUUUUUUGCGGCGCAUCAGUCAAAUUAAAAAUAUCGGGGAUCUCCAUCCGCGUAGAUUCAUCCUAACCUCAUUUCUAUGAAACAUUUGGAAGAAAAGCAAAUGCCACUUCAAACCUAAAAAAAAGACUCUGAAGGACAAGUUUAAAACCAUUAUCCUUCUCUGCCUUUUUUACGUACUUUUAUGAUGCAGCCUACAUUAUUUUUAAUUCCUUCCCCUUCUCAGGAAUGCUUGAACCACGACCUAGUGAUGGAGGAGUUCUGGGACCAACUUUUCAGUGUAUUGUAGCGGAGCAGUUCCGCCGCCUGAGAGUUGGAGAUCGUUUCUGGCACGAAAAUGCCCCAAACGCAACCUUGAACACAGACCGAACGGCGUUCAAUGCUGCCAUGUUACAGGAAAUUAGGAAAACAACAUUUGCUAAAAUCGUCUGUGACAAUGCCGACAACAUCCCAUUUAUAAGCAAGAAGGUUCUAGAGCAGAGUAAGAAAAGGGUGAAAUGCAGUGCUCUACCAACCGUCAGUCUUAAGCCGUGGGUAUCACACUGAUGCAAAGUGACACUGGGUAAGCCGCUUUUUCAGACAUUUAAUAGGUUAACGUAAACAUCAUCCCUCGAUCACCGGAUUGGACGGGACAUUUCUGGAGAUUUCACCUAUAAAAACCUCAUACGGUUCCCCAUCGCUGUAUUUAGGUCCCUGUUAUUAAGUCCUAAAUCCCUGGUAACCACUUCGGGGUUUGUUAGCGUACGUAAAUGUGUGCACUGUGCCCACCGGGUGUCAAAGGAAGAGAUAUGAGAUUAUUUCUUUGUAUGCCUGAGAGCAAUGACAAGCAAACUGGAGACGCUUUUGCUUGAGUCUCAGAGACAGAGGUGUUAGUCCCCCAUAGAUCCCAGGAGUACUCCUGGGAAUUCUUGGUGGAGUGUGCCCCCUCGUUCCCAAAAUCCUGACCCUAUUUCAGACCAAACAAUGUUAUUUUCCAACCCGUUUUCAGACCUGGCCUUUAAGUAAACUUUUUGUCGUCAUUACUUAGAUUAGACCGCAAACCAAAAAUUCUUCAAAUGUAAUUCGAAGUCGCAUUUUUCUAUUUCGUUCUUAUUCAUUUGGAAUUGAAACGAUAAAUACGUUCAUACUCUUCCUUUUCCCUUGAAAACCAUACCUGACUCCGGACCAAAAUGGACAAAGUGUAUAACCGUUUUCGGACCAAAAGGGCCCAAAACCCUACCCGAUGGGACAGCACGUACGUACCUAUAUGGCUUAUAUAAGGAAGAACCUCCCCCGUCCAAAGAUCCUCUCAAGCCCAAGAAAUCCUCUCCUCUCUCUUAAUGUAAUGGUUCCCCUUAGAAUAAAAGUAUCCUGUAUAUAUUGGUAAAACACUGCAGGAAUCUCUUAACAGCUAAACGGCUAACAGAUUUUGGAUCGGCUCGCCUGUUGGUCAUGAGUGAUUUGUUACCUAGGAAUGACGGCUGUAGAAAGGCGUUGAAUUAGACCCCCACUUUCACCUGAUGAACAGAACCAAAUGCAUAAAUUUUAAAAUGUAGAAUAGAAAUUUGCGAUAAUUUCCUUUUGAGUUUAGUCUAGCAUGGAUGGAAAAAGAACGGUGUCUGAUUCGCCCGCCCUAAAUUAAUUCCAGUCGGCCUAAAAUCGCCCUGUCGGCUUGGGUUUAGGUACUGUGACAUUUUUGUACUCAGAUUAUAUAUGUCUUUGACCUAAAAAAGGGUUGUACGCCGGAACUUUCUUUGCAAAACAAACAAUGAAAUUAAAAAUGUAGUUCAUAAAGCUGCUUAAUAUUUAAUUAUAUGCAAAUAUGAUACAUUUAGAAACUUCACCAACUUGGUAGUGCCAAUGUGAAAAAUAGUACAGUGCGUGAUGAAGCGUUUUCUUAAAAAAGCCUCAUGAUGUGAGAAAUAAGCAUUGUAUCGACCUUCCACUGAGGGGUAUUUUUCAGAGUUAUCUAAGUCGCUGUGUUGUUCUGUUCUCUCAUACAGUAGCAGUGUUGAAUAAAUUUGAUAUCCUACUUUCUUUUUUCUGCAGAGUACCUAACAAUGUUAACGAUGAUCGAGGCAAUACAUAAUUAUGAAGAGGUAGCGGAGUCUUAAAAUUCAACCAAAUCAGAAAAAAAUACAUCCGUGAUAAUUAUCUUGGUAGACUAGAUAAACGACUAUUAUAGAGGGCGGUUAUAAAAGCCAAGGACUAAUACAAAAAAUGCCAUGCAUCAUGUAUUGUAUUAAGGG